AUGGAAAGUCUACCUCGUAUGGGCUCUGAAAAGGAGGUGUAUGGCCUCCCCUCCCUCCGCUACGAUGGCUUUGGUCGAAGACACUCGUCUCGAAGGAUUCGUCGAGGUCCCAUCUUCGUCAUGAUGAUCCUGAUCCCUCUGGCGACUAUUAUUGUGUUCUUAGGCCUGAGCGGAGCCCGAGGAGCAAGGUCGUCGACUCCUUUAUCAGAUUCAUGCGACACUGGCGCCGCGGGUUUUCAAUGUGAACCAGCGAUCUCACACUACUGGGGCCAGUACUCGUCAUUCUUCUCGGUGCCCUCGGACAUCUCGACAGAAAUCCCUGAUGGCUGUGAAGUCACCUUCGUUCAGAUCUUGUCCCGCCAUGGAGCCCGAGACCCGACUGCAUCAAAGACCGAGUUAUACAAUGACACCAUCAAACAGGUGCAGACAAACGUAAAAACAUUCACUGGACCAUAUUCGUUCCUCGCCAAUUAUUCGUAUACCCUGGGCGCGGAUCAACUGACGACUUUCGGCCAGCAGCAGAUGGUUAAUUCGGGCACCAAAUUCUAUAGCCGGUAUCGCUCACUGGCAAAAUCAUUCGAACCCUUCGUCCGUUCCUCGAGCGAGAACCGAGUGCUAGAGUCUGCCCUCAAUUUUACACAGGGCUUCCAUGCAUCCAGAACAGCUGACAAGUCUGCGGAUGUCGACUCAGGAUAUCCGUAUCCGGUUAUCCUGCAGUAUGAGGGCAAUGGUUUCAACAACACGCUGAACCAUGCCCUCUGCACCGACUUCGAAAACGGCACAGACAGCGUGAUCGGUGAAGCUGCCCGGAAAGCUUGGGCGGAGAUCUUCAUCCCUCCGAUUCAAACCCGCCUCAACGCUGACCUGCCCGGCGCAAAUCUCAGUGUGGACCAGACGGUGGACAUGAUGGAUCUCUGCCCUUUCAGCACAGUUGCCAACGAUGCCGGCAUCGUUUCACCCUUCUGUGCCCUCUUCACCGAACCUGAAUGGCACAGUUACGCCUACUAUCAGACACUGGGCAAAUACUACGGAUAUUCGUACGGCAAUCCUCUGGGCCCGACACAGGGCGUGGGCUUCGUCAACGAGCUUAUUGCGCGCCUGACCAACACCUCUGUCCAAGACCACACAUCGACAAACCAUACUCUGGAUGAUGAUCCAGCCACGUUCCCCUUAGGCCGGAAGCUGUAUGCUGAUUUCAGCCACGAUAACGAUAUGACGGCCAUCUUUUCGGCACUAGGCCUGUACAGCGACACGCAACCAUUGCCCAACACGACGGUUGUGGAGGCCGGUGCAGCGGGCGGAUACAGCGCAGCAUGGACUGUGCCGUUUGCUGCCAGAGCAUACAUCGAGAAAAUGCAGUGUCACGGCAGCUCGGAGGACGGCGGCGGCACUUCAGGUUGCGUGAUUGCUGGCAGGCUGGCCGAAGCGUUCCCCAGCCCCUCGGAUGUCUCCAUCCUAGUCAUCGAGGCUGGGCCGGACUCGACAGGGAAUCCGCUGAUCACCAUGGUCGGCGGCCUCUUCCAAGCCAUGGGUGGUGACCUGGACUGGGGCCUGGAGACCGUCCCACAGGAACACCUCGACAACCGCGUUCUGCAGCUCAAUCGCGGCAAGUUUCUGGGCGGCAGCAGCGGCUUCAACGGGACAUUAUGCAUCCGCGGGUGCAAGGCAGACUAUGACGACUGGGAGCUUGAGGGCUGGAGUGGAGAUGAGAUGUUCGGGUACAUGAAGAAGGCAGAAACGUUCCACGGCAAAGACUGGUUCAAGGCGGCAGAGGGAUACCAUGGAACGGACGGGCCCCUGCACGUCGAACCACAUGAUACGGCCCCAAUAUCCAGUCACGUCUUGGAAUCUUUGCAGGACAAGGGCUUGCCACUGAUAGAUGACAUGUUCACCACGGGCGAAGCAGCACAUGCCUGUGGCCAUGUUCCCCGUACGGUACAUGACGGUGUGAGAACUUUUAGUACGGACUACUUGAAGGGCCAUGAGGAUCGGGUGGAUAUCGUCGUCGACACCGUAGUCGACAAAAUCGUCUUUGAGCGCGUUGGAGGGGAGGCUGUGGCGACGGGCGUCGAGGUUGUCGACAGCUCUGGGAAGAGGAGGGUCUUGAAAGCUGGGGCGUACUGCUCGCCGACCAUUCUACUUCGCUCUGGAAUCGGGCCGAAAGAAGAGCUCGCCCAGAUUGGAGUCGACUGUAUAAUCGACUCUCCUGGCGUCGUCUUUGUCCCAUACGAGGUCACGCAGCCAAACCUGACCAAUGACCGCUUCAUCCACCACGCCAAUGGCGCCGCAAACUCCCUGGAAACGUACCAGAGCUCUCGAUCUGGCUUCUUUUCCACAUUCCCCUUUGGUGUAUUCGCAUUAGCGCGACUCGAUGACAGGCUGAACACGUCCGCCUUGUGGCGGGAACGGGCAGCCGGGACGCCGGGAACGACACGCGACGCCGCCAACUUGACACCGCAGCAAGCCCACGUCGAAUAUAUGCACACCGAGCUGUACUCUGGCCACGUCCAUGGCUAUCCCAUCCCCUUGGAUGGGAAGCACGGCUUCGAGAUGAUGACACUGCUGUUCAGCCAACAGAGCCGCGGUACGGUCAGCCUUCGCUCCACGAACCCACACGACAAGCCCGUCAUCGACCCUCGCUACCUCUCCGACCCUCUCGACCUGCUGAUGUUAGCCGAAGGCGUGCGUUUCGCCCAUUCGAUCGUAACAUCCGGAUCCGGCACCAAGGACAUUGUUGCCCCAGGCGUGUGGAUGGCGGGUUCGAAAUAUGCGGCCCUGGGUCCUGAAACUACCAGGGAGGACUGGGAGCCGUAUGUACGACAGUAUAGCGCAACGGCACACCAUCCGGCAGGCACCUGUCGAAUGGGGAAGGACAGCGACCAGAUGGCGGUGGUGGAUGAGAAGCUGCAGGUCAAAGGCGUCAAGGGGCUCAUGGUUGCUGAUUGCAGCAUCAUGCCCAGUCUGAAUGGCGGACACACGCAGAUGCCGGCGUAUGCGAUUGGGGAGAAGGCGGCCGAGUUGCUCGUCAAGGCGUCUGAAGCAAAGGUAUAG
Molecule: messenger RNA, 3051 nt
Organism: Fonsecaea erecta
Lineage: Eukaryota; Fungi; Ascomycota; Eurotiomycetes; Chaetothyriales; Herpotrichiellaceae
Exons: 5
Coding region: 1-3051 (1016 amino acids)
Molecular function (GO): oxidoreductase activity, acting on CH-OH group of donors; flavin adenine dinucleotide binding
Source: RefSeq, a predicted model, not a curated record